AUGAGUGACCAAAGCAGAAUUGUCAAUAUCACCGUGUACUGUCGAGAUUUUGCAGCACUGGUCAAGGGUGAAGCUGCUCAACUGAUCGAAUCGAUUGGCAUCAGUUCCUCUAACUACGCUUUGGCUUGGCAGACUCUGGAGAACCGGUAUUCCAACGAUUAUUUGUUGAAGAAGCGACACCUGCAGGCACUCUUCGACAUCCCGCGCAUGAAAAAGGAGUCCGCUGCAGCAUUACAUGGAUUGGUGGACGAGUUUGAGCGGCACACGAAGAUUCUACAUCAAUUGGGAGAGCCUACCGACACCUGGAUUGCUAUUUUGGAACAUCUUCUGUGUACGCGACUGCACGAUGACAAUCUAAAGGCGUGGGAGGACCAUGCGUCGACGGUAGCGAAUCCGUAUUACACCUGCCUCAUCGAUUUCCUGCAACGGAGGACACGAGUACUAGAAUCCAUCUCCGAGAAUCACCACACAGCCGAAUCUGCUUCUGGUUCCAGCAGUCAUUCUCAUCCGUCGAGGAAAAAUCAGGUCCAUACACAGCUUCGCCUUGCUUCUUGUGCAUCGACUACUAGUUCUGGGGAAAAGUGCAGCCAGUCACAUUCUCUGAUGAAAUGCGUCAAAUUCAACCGACUUUCGCCGAUCGAACGACAGCAGCGUCUGUGUCACAACUGCUUGAAGGGCGAUCAUUUCGUUCGCAAUUGCCCUUGCCGUAAAUGUAACCGACGUCACCAUCCUCUUCUUCAUCUUGGACAGACCGAGGGUUCUCGCAGGACUAGCAACGAAGGUUCUUCUCCUAGUGCCGAAGCCGCUCCGAGUUCACCUUCUCAUGCACCAUCUGCCUCCGAGAAUGUUCCGCUAGUUGAAGUCAGCACAGCUCUGCAGCAUCCUCGUGAAAACGUUUUUCUCCUCACCGUCGUUGUGAAGGUCAUCGGAGCCCACGGCGUAGAGUAUCUAGCCCACGCGCUUCUUGACAGUGCCUUGCAAUCAAAUCUCAUCACGGAUCGGUUGGCGAAGAUCCUGCGGCUGCGGCGACAGCCCGCGAACGUGACAGUACAAGGAGCAGAUCAGCUUUCCAAGCCUGUCAAUGAAUCCGUUUUCGCUCAGGUGCAGUCCAGGAAGGAAAACUUCUCGUAUGGUGUAAACUUUUUCUGGUGA
Molecule: messenger RNA, 1152 nt
Organism: Ochlerotatus camptorhynchus
Lineage: Eukaryota; Metazoa; Arthropoda; Insecta; Diptera; Culicidae
Exons: 1
Coding region: 1-1152 (383 amino acids)
Source: RefSeq, a predicted model, not a curated record